This is a messenger RNA of Cryptococcus amylolentus CBS 6039, 1595 nucleotides long. RefSeq lists its product as hypothetical. The coding region runs from base 30 to 1403 and encodes 457 amino acids. The record is from RefSeq and is a predicted model, not a curated record. Gene Ontology annotation, molecular function: transmembrane transporter activity. The transcript has 7 exons. Lineage: Eukaryota; Fungi; Basidiomycota; Tremellomycetes; Tremellales; Cryptococcaceae. Gene Ontology annotation, biological process: transmembrane transport. Gene Ontology annotation, cellular component: fungal-type vacuole membrane.
GUACAUCUUUACAACCACAUCCACAUAGCAUGGCUGAAGUCAUCGGGCUGACCCCAGUCACAUCCCAAUUCUCGCAACAAACGACAGAAACCGCCCGCGGCAGCACGGCACUCGCGGAGCAGCAGCAGCAUCACCUGGGGGAUGAGCCGGAAAACGCAAGUGCUCUGCCACCGGUCGACACGGGGCAUAGAGCGUGGUUGUUUCUGGCCGGAGCGACGACCAUAGAGAUCUUCGUAUGGGGACUGCCUUUCGCUGUCGGUAUCUUGCAUGUAUACUGGACCAACACAUUGUUUCCUGGCUAUAACGCCUCGACCAUCACUCUCGCUGCUACCCUUCAGACCGGUCUCCUAUAUAUGAGUACUGCAUUCUUCGGACCGAUCAUUGCAGCAUUCCCGAGGUAUCAACGACACUUUCAGAUACUUGGAUUAUCAGGGGCGUGCAUCAGUCUGAUAUCCAGUGGCUUCGUCACCAAACCGUUCCAUCUGGUCAUCACCUGGGGCUGUAUCUUUCCCCUAGCAGGCUCCCUCUACAUGCCCUGCGCAACGCUUCUCUUCGAAUGGUUCUUUGAACGCCGUGGUCUUGCCAGCGGCAUCAUGUACGCCGGCACCGGUAUCGGCGGUACCGUGUUUCCCUACAUCAUCAACAGCCUUCUUUCCUCUGUGGGAUACAAGGCGACUAUGGUAUCCCUUGGCGUUGCGUACGCCAUCAUCGGUGGAAUCGCAUUGAUCCCCACGACAAGGCGGGUACCACUCUCAAGAUACGGCUCUGGAGAACCCGGUCCAAGAAGACAGGGGUUGAGCCUCGGCUUUAUGAAAUCCUUCACCUUCUUCAUGGGUAUAUUCACCAUCCUCUUUACGAGCUUGGGCAACUUUGUCCCCAGUCUAUGGCUUCCUUCCUACGCAGAUGACCUCAACCUCACCUCCCCCUCCGGCACAGCCUUAAUCUCCAUCCUCAACGCCGCCUCCGUGCCCGGCAACUUCCUCCUCGGCUUCAUGUCCGACCACAUUCCCCUUCAAAUCGUCAUUUCCAUCUCGUGCAUCGGUACCGCCCUUUCUUGCGCUUUCCUCUGGGGCUGGGGAACAGGGGGUGGGACGCUGGUUGGGUUUUGUAUAGUGUUUGGACUGCUGGGACAGAGUUUUACGGCGUUGUGGACGCAGAUGAUUGUUUAUAUUUCCAAAGACGAUCCGCUGGCUUCACCUCUAGUCUUCUGCACUUUCGCCUUCAUGCGCGGUGUAGGGAACAUCACCUCCGGUACAUCCUUCCUCUUCCUCCUUUUCUCACACCAAACACCACACAACGCUGACUAUCUUACAAAGGUCCCAUCUCCGGAGCGCUCCUCAACAUCAGCGCCCUCCGAGGCGCCACAGGGGCGUACGGCUUCAGAAACUACGGGAUCUUGUUGAUCUAUACGGCGGUGACGAUCUUGUUGGGCGCCGUGACUGGUCUGCUCUUCAAAGCGCGGUAACUACUCAUACAAGUGUGUACAAUCUUGGAAAUGUGCCUCCACAAUGUCUCCUUGCCCUGGCAUCUUCAUCUCCCAAUUAUAAACAUCCUCAUUAUAUUGCAUGACUGUCGUCCAAGUAUGCAUCAAAAGC